This is a messenger RNA of Truncatella angustata, 1812 nucleotides long. RefSeq lists its product as uncharacterized. The transcript has 6 exons. Gene Ontology annotation, molecular function: oxidoreductase activity; FAD binding. NCBI's taxonomy places the organism in Eukaryota, Fungi, Ascomycota, Sordariomycetes, Amphisphaeriales, Sporocadaceae. Bases 1 to 1812 code for a protein of 603 amino acids. The record is from RefSeq and is a predicted model, not a curated record.
AUGAAAGUUACCACAUAUCUUUGUGUCCUUGCAUUUACCUCCACAUCGGCCAUCGGCCAUAACCUCUUGAUCACGUUAGGCAAAGACGAUCAUGGAAUCAACUCAAGUUUCUGUAAAGCCACGCCUGGCACCACAUCCUGGCCGUCUGAGGUAUCUUGGUCCCAAUUCAACCAGUCUCUUGGCGGAGGGCUUCUCCGACCUCCUCCUCCAGGAGCUGUCUGUCAUCCAGGACAAUCAACCUACGAUGCGGAGCGGUGUGACGCUGUCGCCACCGCAUGGCGAACAUACGACUUUCAUUCCCAAGACCCGGUAUCAAACAUGUGGAAUCAAUACAGCAAUGACUCCUGCCUUCCUAACGUCACUUAUCCGUGUAGCGAUGCGGGAUAUCCUACCUAUGCCGUAAAUGCCACAGAAGCAGAACACGUGAGGCUUAGUUUUCGAUUUGCACAAAAGUAUAACGUCAGGCUAGUUGUCAAGAGCUCAGGCCAUGACUUUCAGGGAAGGUCAACAGCACCCGGUGCCUUGACGAUAUGGAUCCAUCACAUGCAGAGGCUGCAAACUCUAUCUGCUUUCCAACCUCAGGGGUGUGAUUUCACCAUUGAGGGAGAUGCCGUCACUGUAGCCGGUGGUACACAAAUGGUCAAAAUCUAUGAAGAGCUUGAUAAAAUCAACCAAACUGCCGUCGGAGGUGGCGGCAAAACAGUCUCAGUCGGCGGCUACAUCACAGGUGGCGGCCACUCGAUUCUCGCACCUCGAUAUGGACUUGCUGCAGACCAGGUACUAGAAAUGGAGGUCGUGACGCCGAAAGGAGAAGUGCUUGUUGCCAAUGAAUGUCAGAACAAAGACCUCUUUUGGGCAAUGCGAGGUGGUGGCGGCUCCACCUUCGGGGUCGUGACAUUAAUCACUAUGGCAACACAUCCUACGCCGCAAAUAGUCGCUUGGGACGGUGCCAUUGCCUCUUUUGAAGUCGGUGCACCUUGGUUCUGGGAUAUGAUCGGCUAUCUAUUGGCUCAGCUCCCCUAUCUCGACUCGAAGGGGAUAUCAGGUUAUCCGACCAUAUAUCCAAACGUAUCAAAUCCGAUCGGUCAAGGGCCUUCACGAGUAUCUGCAUUCACUGGAUCGUUCAUCCUUCAGGACACUCAAAACGUUACCGAAAUCCAAGAAAUCCUCCAGCCCGUACUAGAUUACGUGAGAACAACGUGGCCGCAGGCUUAUAUCCUGGCCAAUGUUCUACCGCCGUACCCAUCCUUUCUUGAUUGGUAUGCUGACCACUAUGACCGAUCGGCAGCCGGCACCAACGAGUACGUAGGUUCUCACUUGAUGAACGCAAAGGCUUUUGAGGACGCUGCAGCCCUCGGCGCAGUGUUCAAGACUUUUUCGGAGGUCGGAGGUGGAAGUAGUCCAUUCUUAGUUGCCGGAGCUGGCGUCAGAAACGCUAAGCCCAGGGGCGGCGGAAAUUCUGUCUGUCCUGCUUGGCGGAAGGCACUGGUGCAUGCAACCAAUGGGAUUUCAUUUCCGCCUCUGGACCCUGCGGCUCGCCAGCAAGCACUGGCCGAUCUGAAUGCAGCCGUGGAGCCCGUGAGGCAAUUGUCACCGAACAUGGGUGCUUAUGUUAACGAACGUUUGCUUCAGAAUAAUCCCGGUGAGCCGGAUUGGCAGCAUAGUUUCUGGGGGCAGAACUACGAACGUCUGCACCGAAUCAAACGUGCCGUGGACCCCCAUGAUCUGCUCUGGUGCCAUCCAUGUGUCGGAAACGAGCGGUGGGAGGAGGUAGGAUAUCGACUAUGCCGCAUCAGCGACCAUUACAAAUAG